CUCGGCCGCGCUCGCGGGUUCCGGGCUAGCCACGGUGGCGGAGGGAAGCCAGGCCAGGCGCGCUCCCGUCCCGGGUCCGGCGCGGAGGGCGAGGGAAGUGGCGGCGGCGGCGGCCAGGCGGGGACGGAGAGGCGGCCCCCGUCCCCCCUCGGGUGUCCCGCCCGCCAACCCUGCGAGGGCAUUUUUUUGGCCACCUGGUUGGUGUGGAAAAGAUGUCCCGCGUCCCUUUGGGAAAAGUCCUUUUGCGGAAUGUCAUUCGCCACACAGACGCCCACAACAAGAUUCAGGAAGAGUCUGAAAUGUGGAAAAUACGCGAGAUGGAGAAGCAGAGCCAAGAGAUACACUGGGGCAAACAGGAGAGGACUCUUCUGGACAGCUCCAGCAGCCGGAUGCGUAGCGAUGGCUUUGAUGAGGACAGCCAGCAGGCCUCCUGGAGGACGAGGAACAUGCCGGUUAUGGCAGUGACCCUUGAAGAUGACCUUCGACACGCCCGCUAUUGGAACAAGAAGCUCUACGAAUGCGAAGCUAACAUGCCUGACAGAUGGGGUCACAGUGGCUACAAGGAGCUGUAUCCAGAAGAAUUUGAUACAGACAGUGACCGGGAACCCGACCGAGAACAAAACUCCGUGAACGGCAAAAGAAAAUCCCAGUCGGGCAAGCCAAGCUCCGCGAAGCUGCACAAAAGGAAGAAGGCCAAGAAGUCGCACAAGAAGAAGCAGAAGAAGAAAUCUCACAAGAAGAAGAAGAAGAAGAAACGCGAGGCGGGGGCGGCAUCUUCCCAGGAGUCCGAGGGCUCGGAGGGGGAGCCCCCCAAGAGGAACAAGAAGAAGCGCCACAAGAAGGACAAGCGGGCCCCAGAGGGGCCUCCCGCCUCGUCCUCAGAUCCAGGCAGCGGCUCCAGCAAAGCCGGCAGCUGCCUCUCCAGCCGCUCUGGGGACAGUGACUCAGAGGAGCCGGCCAGGAAGAGGCGGAAACGCCAGGCGUCCCUGUCCGAAAGAGCCGGAGACAGGGCGCCGGAGAAGCGCAGCAAGAGGAACUGGAAAGUAGCGGCUGACGAGAACUCCGAGGACAGCUCAGAGGAGGAUUAGAACCCGGCUCCAGGACAGCGCUUCCUCUCCCCACCUCCCCCCAAAGGCCCAGCUCUGCUUGGAACAAACUUGGAUUUGGUUCCGCUGGCAGGGGCAGGGGGCGGUGCGAGUUUCCCUUGGACCAGAGAGGAAAACAAAAGGCUUGGAUUCCUUUGGCCUGGCUUGGGAUUCUAGCUGGACAGUCCCUUUUGUUCCCCAUCAGGAUGGACCUUCCAAUUUCUAAUUUCUACUCUCAAAGGCAGCCGGAACACUGGGUGGUUUAGUCCCCCGCUUUGCCUUUGACAAAAAUCACCUGGAGUUUUAAUUUUUAAUUGCCCAAGACUUGCAGAUGGGUUGCAAUUAAAAGCACGAGGGAGAGAAGGGUGGUGGUGCUCCCCAAGCAGGUAGGCAGGCCUCGCUCUCCACUUUGAACCGUGUCCUCAACUGUAGAGGUAAGGGGGCAAAGGCUGGCUCAGAAUAAACCCAAACAGACCCCACCGCAGCCUCAGGGUCGACUAAGU
Messenger RNA from Pseudonaja textilis, 1588 nucleotides. It is a transcript of the gene NKAPD1, whose product is annotated as NKAP domain containing 1. Lineage: Eukaryota; Metazoa; Chordata; Lepidosauria; Squamata; Elapidae. The record is from RefSeq and is a predicted model, not a curated record.